Messenger RNA from Pieris napi, 1197 nucleotides. Its product is annotated as lysophosphatidylserine lipase ABHD12-like. Gene Ontology annotation, biological process: monoacylglycerol catabolic process; phosphatidylserine catabolic process. The record is from RefSeq and is a predicted model, not a curated record. The transcript is spliced from 10 exons. Gene Ontology annotation, molecular function: phosphatidylcholine lysophospholipase A1 activity; monoacylglycerol lipase activity. Lineage: Eukaryota; Metazoa; Arthropoda; Insecta; Lepidoptera; Pieridae. The coding region runs from base 110 to 1174 and encodes 354 amino acids. Gene Ontology annotation, cellular component: endoplasmic reticulum membrane.
GUGACAUUGCCAUACAAUUGCUUGCAAACUAUGCCGUAAUUUGUCACCAAUUUAUUAAAUCAUGUAAAAAUAUAUUAAAAUACAAAAAAAUGAAAAAAAUAGUCUAAAAAUGGUUGUCUGCGCAAUCCUCCUUACUGGCGCGUCCUUAACCGCGAGCGUUUUCUUCAUGCAAGUGGCAGUACUACCUUUAAUGUUCAGAUACAGUAAGACUGUACAACGGAAAAUGGUCUUUUCUAACUGCAUAAAUUACCCAAAGAAUAUGGACUUCGAGAAUCCGUCUAGUUGCAACGUAAUGGGAGGAAGAAAUUUUACUAUAGAGUUUCAAUCUAAAGUCGACAACCGGCCGAUAAAAAUAGGUAUAUGGCACUUUGUACCAUCUUCCGUGUUACGUGAGCUGAUGUCAGUCAACGAUGAGAUGACAAUCUGUGACCGCCUGCAACGUGAGCUGGAGAACACUCGUAAUACAAUCGUGUUGUAUUGUCAUGGUAACUCAAAUCACCGUGGAUCACCUCAUCGCCUACAAAUGUAUAGAGUUUUCCAAGAAUUGAAUUUUCAUGUCAUCGCUUUUGACUAUAGAGGUUAUGGCGACUCAAGCAAUGUGAGACCAACCGAAAACGGCGUCGUGGAAGAUGCUUUGAAAGUUUAUUCUUGGCUAAGUGGCGUGGUAGAUGAGAGAAGGCGGCCUAUGAUUGUUUUGUGGGGUCAUUCAUUAGGCACAGCAAUAGCAGCUAACCUGGUGGCGAAUUUAGACGACCUCUGUCGUAGUAACAAUCAGAAGUGUUUGCCGGCUCCAGAUGCGCUGGUACUCGAAGCUCCCUUCAAUAACUUGCUUGAUGAAAUUGAAAAACACCCAUUUUCUAAGCUGGUAUCCUGGCUGCCGUAUUAUAAGCAGUCCUUCGUGAAGCCCUUCAGCACGUCUACGGAGUAUUCCUUCACGACUGACGAGUAUUUAGCAAGAGUGACCAAUCUUCCUUUACUCAUCUUACAUUCUAAAGGAGACAGGAUUGUGCCGUACGAGCUGGCGGUCAAGUUAUACGAAUGCGUGGCGCAGUCGCGAAUUAAGGGAGGUGCUGUAUUGCAGUUUCAUGUCUUUGACAGAGGUCACAACGAUCUAUGCGAAGCCAAGAAAUUGCCUGGAGUUGUGAGAGAUUUUCUCAACGUUAUCAAGAAGUAAUAUAAUCAAUAUGACAAAUCAAA